Molecule: messenger RNA, 3457 nt
Organism: Siniperca chuatsi (mandarin fish)
Lineage: Eukaryota; Metazoa; Chordata; Actinopteri; Centrarchiformes; Sinipercidae
Product: thymidine phosphorylase
Exons: 10
Coding region: 150-1502 (450 amino acids)
Biological process (GO): pyrimidine nucleobase metabolic process; pyrimidine nucleoside metabolic process
Cellular component (GO): cytosol
Molecular function (GO): pyrimidine-nucleoside phosphorylase activity; 1,4-alpha-oligoglucan phosphorylase activity
Source: RefSeq, a predicted model, not a curated record
AGAAAACAGAAGAAGAAAGACGUUAAAAGAUUUGAAGGAAGGAAGGAAGAAGAAGAAAAACAGUCAAACUUGUUAUUUUUACUGGAUUCAACUGAUCAUUUUAUUCCAGUUUUUUCCUGCAGCCGGCCUCGUUCUUCAGUUCGGCCGACAUGCUGUCCAUCCCAGAUCUGAUCAAGAAGAAGAGAGAUGGAGGAGCGCUGAGUGACGAAGAGAUCCACACUUUCAUCCAGAACGUGACAAACAAAACCAUCCAGGAAUGCCAGAUAGGGGCCAUGCUGAUGGCUAUCUGGCAGAAGGGAAUGGUCGAGACGGAGAUUGAGACCCUCACCAGGGAGAUGAUGUCAUCGGGGGAAGUGAUGUCAUGGCCAAAGGAGUGGGCGGGGCAGAUGGUUGACAAACACUCAACGGGAGGGGUGGGAGAUAAAGUCAGUCUGGUGUUAGCGCCGGCGCUAGCUGCCUGUGGCUGUAAGGUGCCUAUGAUCAGUGGGCGGGCCUUGGCUCAUACAGGAGGAACUCUGGAUAAACUGGAGUCGAUUCCAGGAUUCAACAUCCACCAAUCAGCAGCACAGAUUCUGGAGAUCCUGCGCUCAGUGGGCUGUUGCAUUGUGGGUCAGACGGAGAUGUUGGUUCCUGCAGAUCGAGUCCUGUACGCUCUGCGGGACGCCACCAGCACCGUGGACAGCUUACCACUGAUUACUGGCUCUAUUAUCUCAAAGAAAGGUGCCGAGUCUCUGUCUGCUCUGGUGCUGGAUGUAAAGUUUGGACGAGCUGCUCUGUAUAAAGACCUGGAGAGUGCUAAAGAACUAGCACAGUCAUUAGUGACUGUAGGAAACGGCCUGGGCAUGCGUACGGGGGCGGUGCUCAGCUCUAUGGACGGUACGAUUGGUCGAUGUGUCGGCAACAGUCUGGAGGUGAUCGAGUCUCUGGAGACGCUGAAGGGGAGGGGACCCGAAGACCUGAUGGAGCUGGUCACAACUCUGGGGGGCGUUUUGCUGCACAUGACUGGCUUGGUGCCCGACCUAUCAGAAGGCAAGAGGCAGAUUUCUGAGGCUGUGAUUGGUGGAGCUGCUCUGUCCAGGUUCCGGGCCAUGAUGGAGGCUCAGGGCGUGGCCAAUGAGACGGCUCGGUCGCUGUGCUCCGCCCACACAGAUUACUACAGCAUCCUGAGAAAAUCUGAACAUCAGAUGGAAGUGAAGGCCCCUGCAGAUGGUGUAGUUGUGGAUGUGGAUGGUUUGGUUUUAGCCGAAGUGCUCCAUCAGUUGGGGGCGGGGCGAUCGAAGGCCGGAGACCCUGUCAAUCACAGUGUAGGGGCGGAGCUGCUGGUGUCGUUGGGUCAGAGGGUCAAGAAAGGCGUCUCCUGGCUGCAGCUCCAUUACGAGGAUCCGGCUCCGACUCCAGACCAGAUCGAUCGACUGCAGAACGCUCUGACUCUGAGAACACACGAAGACACACAAACACAGCAAACACAGACUUUAGUGAAAGAACUGCUGCUACCUCAGUAACGCACGUUUUAAUACUUUUAUUUAUUAACACAAACAAUAACAAACCCCUGCAGAUUAGUGGACACCUUCAUGUAAGCCCCGCCCCCCCUUAGUUACUGUUGCUAACCUGUGUCGUUUAGUCAUAAUGCUGCCAAAAUACUUAUAAUAAUAUAUAACAUAAUAAUAUAUAUAUAAUUAAUAUAUGCUGUGAUUUAAAACAGAUGUAGACAAAAAAAAAGUACGAAAGUAUCAGCAUUAAAAUAUACUUAAAGUACUCAUUAUGAAGAACGGCCAUUUCAGAAUAAUAUAUAUUAUAAUAAUAAUAUAUAUAAUAUAUUAUAUUAUUGGAUUAUAAUUAUUGAGGCAUUAAUGUUGCAGCUGGUGAAGGUGGAGAUAAUUUUAAUGACUUUAUAUACUGCUGGAUUUACCCCCGGGGAUCAAUAAAGGUUCAUCUUAAUCUAUAAUAAUGGUUUAUUUGUUGAUUAUACUUUGAAUUAUUAAUCUGCAAAGUAACUAGUAAUUAAAGUUAUCAAAUAAAUGUAGUGCAGUAAAAAGUACAAUAUUUGCCUCUGAGACGCAGCGGAGUAGAAGUAUGAUGUAGCAGAAAAUGGAAAUACUCGAGUAAAGUAUAAGUACUUAUGUACAGUACUUGAGUAAACAUACUCCAACACAGUUUCUGCUGAAACAAAAAACUGUCGCUAACAGAUUUUUAGCUGUAGCUAGCUAGCUAGCUAACCUUAGAUUCAUGAGUUGGUUGAAAACGUGGAAAUAAAGAAACAGCAUCACUGUUGUGUUGCAGUGUAGCUAGCUAGCCUUAGUAUUACAGCACAGACACUGACAGAAAAAUACACAAGUUACUGGGGACAAGCAACACAAAAAUUAGAUUUAUGCUUUAUUGUUCGCAUCAUUUACUGUAUGUUUCACUUUUACAAGAGAAAAGGAUUGAAGGAUGACGAUUAACUGAUUAGUUUGGCAAAGUUAUCUCAGAUAAACUUCUGCGAAUCCAGUAAAGAGCAGGACGGACUGACUUCCUGUGUCAGAAGGGUUCAUCCUCUGGGGAGCAGGGAUGUGCUCGGUAAAAGAUAACAUGUUGUAUAUUUACUCUUUAUAUAUGUACUCAGAUCCUUUUACUUAAGUAAAAGUAUGUUAGCAAAACGCUGUCAGUGUUUUAUUAUAUCUGAUGUUUCUGGAUUCAUAUUCCUGCUGCAGAUGUUUCAGGUUGAGCUCAUUUUAACUGCUUUAUAUACUGUUGGGUAGUUUAACCUGCAGCAAUGCAUCAUGGUCUAUAAGAUCAUCACGUGUUUGCAGCGUCGCUGUCCUGUGAGAACCACGUAUCUCUAAAAAGUCUCCCUGAGCUCAGAGAAACAGCCUGUUUUCAGCUCUGUGACGAUGCGUUUCCCAGCUGAUCCGAGGGGGGGUUAAAGAGUUUAUUCAGCUUCAGGAGGAGGAGAGUUUCCUCAGCACAUGAAGGAAACUCUUCAUCCUUCAGCUCGUCACUAACACCUGGAGAUACGAGGUUUUCACUGGACAGGAAGUAACUAGUGACUAAAGCCGUCAGAUAAAUGUAGGGAAGUAAAAAGUCCAAUAUUUCCUCUGAGAUGAGGCGGAGCGGAAGUAGAAAGUAGCAUAAAAUAUUCAAGUACCUCAGUAUUUGUACGUCAGUACAGGACUUGAGUAAAUGUACUGACGGAGUGUAAUCUGCCUGUAAAAAUAACAACAUAUGAAUAAAUUGCUUCUAAUUACUGCCGCCUCAUUAACAAACUUACUGUUGAGACGAAUAAAAAGAUCUGAUUAAAGCUGUUUCGUUUUCCUGAGUUUGUGGGCGGCCCUGAACACAACGUGCCUGUUGGUAAAUUAAUGUUUAUUUCAUUUAGUUAGCUGAAGCAGGAUUAAGUGUUACUGUACACACAGACAGUAACUGCUGAGAUUAUAGAUUCAAGUUUAACACAAUUAAAUGACUUUCUCAAACAAUUUAA